AUGUCUGUCCCCACGGAGCUCCCCACGGAGCUCGGGUCACAAGCGGGGUCACCGCGCACGGCCCCGCCAAGCGUGGGGGCCGCCAUUGGCGCGCUUUUCCUCCAAAGGCCAAACCUUCCACACCGUGAUGACGAGGACUGGAAGCCUGAUGCAGGCGAUCCCAGGAGCGAGAAGUGGGACGAGGCAGAGCCAAAGGUCGAGCUGUGGUUCGAAACCAAGGACCUCAAAAGCCUAUGCCGCUUUGCCAGGGUGCACGAAGCGCGCCUUCAUCAUGCGACGCAGCGAGGCCUUGUGGGUGGGUCCUUGGCUUGA
This is a messenger RNA of Symbiodinium natans, 312 nucleotides long. The record is from the annotation of a GenBank genome assembly. Lineage: Eukaryota; Dinophyceae; Suessiales; Symbiodiniaceae.